UUGAACUCCCUCGGUCCAAUAUUUCCCACGUAGUGGCCUUCGAUCGUAUGUAUCCAACGAACUAAUUUCUCUCUCUCUCUCUGUCUCUCUCUCUCUCUUCUCUGUUUCUCGCUGUUCCAAUGGCAGCGAAGACCGGCGUCCGUACCAGCGUUCGAAUCGUGGUCGCCGGCGAUCGAGGCACCGGAAAAUCCAGUUUGAUUGCUGCCGCCGCCACCGAAUCAUUCCCCGACAACGUUCCCUCUGUACUUCCUCCCACUCAUCUUCCCGCCGAUUUCUACGCUGAUGGCGUCCCGCUCACCAUUAUUGAUUCCUCUUCCAGCAUGGAUAACAAAUCCAAGCUCUUUGAAGAACUCAAGCGAGCGGAUGCAGUGUUACUAACGUAUGCAUGUGAUCAACCGAUGACGCUUAACCGUUUAACCUCAUACUGGCUCAAUGAGUUGCGCCAGUUGGAGGUGAAGGCACCUGUUAUUCUGGUUGGUUGCAAGUUAGAUUUGCGUGAUGAACACCAUCCAAUGAGCAUGGAGGAUAUCGUUGCACCCAUCAUGAAACAGUUCAGGGAGAUUGAAACUUGUAUAGAAUGCUCUGCAGCUACGCUACUUCAGGUGCCGGAAGUUUUUUAUUAUGCUCAAAGGGCAGUGCUUCAUCCAACAGCACCAUUGUUUGAUUUAGAAAGACAGAGUUUGAAACCCAGAUGCAAAAAUGCUUUGAGAAGGGUAUUUACUCUUUGUGAUCGUGACAUGGAUGGUGCCCUUAGUGAUGAAGAGCUGAAUGAAUUUCAGGUUAAGUGCUUCAAUGCUCCAUUGCAACCAGCAGAAAUAGUGGGUGUUAAAAGAAUUGUGCAAGAGAACUUACCAAGUGGAGUUAAUGAUCGUGGUCUUACCCUUCCUGGUUUCCUAUUCCUUCAUGCUCUAUUCAUAGAAAAAGGCCGCCUUGAGACUACUUGGGCAGUGUUAAGGAAAUUUGGCUAUGAUGAUGAUUUGAAUUUGAGUGGAGAUUAUCUUCCAGUUCCAUCUAAACAAGCUCCUGAUCAGAGCAUGGAGCUGUCAAAUGAAGCCUUGGACUUCUUGCGUGGUGUAUUCCAAUUGCUCGAUACAGAUAAUGAUGGAGCUCUGCGUCCAACAGAGCUCGAGGAAUUAUUCAGUACUGCUCCAGAAAGUCCUUGGGAUGAGCCUCCUUACAAGGAUUCUGCAGAGAGAACUGCUCUUGGAAAUUUAACUCUCAAUGGGUUUCUAUCCAAGUGGGCACUGAUGACGAUAUUGGAUCCUCCACGGAGUUUGGCUAAUUUAAUAUACAUUGGAUAUGGUGGUGAUCCAGCUAAAGCACUCCGUGUUACUAGGAGAAGAUUGGUAGAUCGCAAAAAGCAAAAGACAGAAAGAAACGUGUUUCAAUGCUUUGUCUUUGGUCCUAAAAAGGCUGGAAAGUCGGCUAUUUUGAAUACCUUAAUCCGAAGGCCUUAUUCUAAAAACUAUAGCUCAACAACUGAAGAUGGUUACGUCAUGAAUAUGCUUGAAAGAGUUCAGGGAGGUCAGAAGACACUUAUAUUGAGAGAAAUUCCUGAAGAUGGCGUCCAUAAAUUUCUUUCAAACGAAGAGUGUUUGGCAGGAUGUGAUGUUGCUGUCUUUGUCUAUGACAGUUCAGAUGAAGACUCAUGGAAUAGAUCAAGAGAACUACUUGUUGAGGUUGCGAGAAAGGGAGAAGUUAGUGGCUUUGGAGUUCCUUGCAUUGUUAUUGCUGCCAAGGAUGAUCUUGACCCAUCUCCACUUGCAGUACAAGACUCAGUGAGGGUUUGUCAGGGAUUGGGAAUAGAAGCACCUAUACCUGUGAGCUCAAAAUCAGGUGACUUGAGCCAUAUAUUCAAUAAAAUUUUGACCGCUGCAGAACAUCCUCAUGCAAACAUUCCAGAAACAGAGAGAGGGAGGAACCGUAAGCGGUAUUACAAACUCUUUAACCGCUCUCUCAUAUUCGUCUCAGUUGGAGCUGCUGUGGGUGUUAUUGGAUUAGCUGCUUGCCGCGCAUACGCUGCCAGGAAAAAUACCUCAAAUUAACUGCAAGAAAUCAACUUAUGUGGUCGCUGUUAAGUACCGCAAUAACACUGCCUUAAUUUCUUUGCUAAGUAAUACGUUUCUGUCUUUGUCUAAUCGAUCCUCUUGUGUAAUCUAGAAGUACAUUUGGUUAUUUAUAGAAAGAAUGCUUUUGGUAUUUCUUUCAAGUUGGGUUCUAAAUUUUCGUAACCACCAAACCAUUCAUCCUACUUUUGUUCUUUGUUUAAAAUUAUUUAUCUAACUUGUAUUUAUGGACCCGAAGGAAUUCAACGAGGACUUCGCAACGAGCUUGUUGGGGCUACCAGUUCUCCAUGUAACCGAUGCUAUUUAAAGCAAUUACAAUAAUGCAAAGAUAGAUACUGCUCUCUCA
Molecule: messenger RNA, 2412 nt
Organism: Cucumis melo (muskmelon)
Lineage: Eukaryota; Viridiplantae; Streptophyta; Magnoliopsida; Cucurbitales; Cucurbitaceae
Product: mitochondrial Rho GTPase 2
Exons: 13
Coding region: 120-2045 (641 amino acids)
Biological process (GO): mitochondrion organization; small GTPase-mediated signal transduction
Cellular component (GO): mitochondrial outer membrane
Molecular function (GO): GTPase activity; GTP binding; calcium ion binding
Source: RefSeq, a predicted model, not a curated record